Molecule: messenger RNA, 1872 nt
Organism: Penicillium brevicompactum
Lineage: Eukaryota; Fungi; Ascomycota; Eurotiomycetes; Eurotiales; Aspergillaceae
Exons: 5
Coding region: 1-1872 (623 amino acids)
Biological process (GO): amino acid catabolic process; D-galactonate catabolic process
Molecular function (GO): oxidoreductase activity; galactonate dehydratase activity
Source: RefSeq, a predicted model, not a curated record
AUGACGAAGAUUAAGUCAAUCGAAUAUUUCCGAGUCAAGCCCCGUUGGCUAUUUGUGAAAGUCACCGAUGAGGAGGGCCGAUUCGGGUGGGGAGAGGGCACACUUGAAGGCCACUCGCUCGCAGUGGAGGGAGCACUGGAUGAGAUAAUCACACGCAUCAUUGGAUAUGAAGCAGAUGAUAUCGAGCAUGUUUGGCAGACGGUCUGGCGACUAGGAUUCUACCGAGGUGGACCGGUGUUCAUGUCCGCCUUGUCAGGAAUUGAUAUUGCGCUUUGGGACUUAAAAGGACGAAAGCUCAAUGUACCAGUACAUCAGUUGCUGGGUGGAAAGGUACGACAGAAAGUACAGGUGUAUGCAUGGAUCGGGGGUGACCGACCGAGCGACGUGGAGGCUGCAGCAAAAGCUCGAAUUGCCCAAGGCCUCAAGUGCAUCAAAAUGAAUGCAACAGAAGAUGUGAACUGGCUCGACUCACCAGCUGUGCUACAGUCGUGCGUUGAGCGCCUGAAGCAAGUGAAAGCCCUGGGCCUCGAUGCUGGGCUCGAUUUUCACGGUCGCCUGCAUCGACCAAUGGCCAAGCAGCUUGCGAAGGCUCUAGAGCCUUACCAACCCCUGUUCAUCGAGGAGCCCCUGUUAUGUGAACACCCCGAGGCGAUUAAACAGCUCUCCGAGCAGACCACGAUACCCAUUGCGUUCGGAGAGCGCUUAUACACGCGUUGGGACAUCAAGCGAUUUUUGGAAGAUUCAUCAGUGGAUGUGCUGCAACCCGACAUUGCGCAUGCCGGCGGCAUUUCAGAAACAAUGCGAAUCGCGAACAUGGCCGAGACGUAUGAUGUUGCCAUUGCUCCGCACUGUCCACUGGGCCCCAUUGCGCUGGCAGCCUCUCUUCAAGUCGCUGUCUCGAUCCCCAAUUUUGUGAUACAAGAGAUGUCACUGGGUAUGCACUAUAAUGUGGAGGCUGGAGACAUUGACCUCAACAGUUAUCUGAUAGACAAGACUGUCUUUGAUAUAAGCGAGGGCUAUGUGAGUGCUCCUUGCAAGCCCGGGUUGGGAAUUGAUAUCGAUGAGGACUUGGUGCGGAGGAUUAGCAAAGAAACAGAACCUUGGCAACCGAAGGAGUUCUUCGGGCCCGAUGGCUCCAUUCGCGAGUGUCCAGGCAAGACCCCCCCGUCUCCCUGGAUAUUUGCGGUACGAACGACAAUGACUGACCAUCAACAGAGGGACACCAGGAACCAGGAAACGAGAUCACUGAUCGAGAAGCUCGGGCGCAAAGCUAUAAUAUACACCGCCGAUUUAUCUUCCAAAAUAUCAGUGGGGUCUCUGGUUGCCAUGAUUUUGAAAGACGGAUAUGAUAUUGACAUUCUUCUGAAUUGCGCGGGAAUCCAAAGGAGGCACCCCAGCCACCUCUUUCCGCUGGAGGAUUGGGACGAGGUACUGCAAGUAAAUCUCACGACCGUAUUCACUCUGUGCCGGGAUGUCGGUGCCCACAUGCUGACGCGAGAGCCUGAUCAAUCAGGCCACCGCGGGAGUAUCAUCAAUGUUGCUUCCCUCGUGUCAUUUCAAGGGGGGCUAACAGUUCCUGCAUAUGCAGCGGCCAAAGGAGGUAUUGCCCAGCUGACCAAGGCUUUGUCAAAUGAAUGGGCGGCGCAAGGCAUAAACAUCAACGCAAUCGCGCCUGGAUAUAUCGCGACGGAUAUGAACACAGCGUUGAUCCAGGAUGAAGAACGAGCAUCGAGCAUUUUGGCCCGCAUCCCCGCGGGUCGAUGGGGAAACCCAGAUGAUUUCAAGGGAUCCAUUGUAUAUUUGGCCAGUCGAGCGAGUGCAUACGUGAGCGGGGAAGUUUUGACGGUUGAUGGAGGCUGGAUGGGGCGGUGA